UUGUUACCAAGGCAACUGGUGCUCUGUCAAUGAAAUGUCUGCUUCAGUAAUUUGUCAGGAACUUUAAAUAAUGGCGGAGAAGAAAUAUGAUUUACUUUUAAUCGAUACAACAAACAAAAACCACACAAUCCAACAUCAGCCAUGGUACAAAGAAAGACUUAAAACCAAAUAUCUGAAGCCCCUUAAAUCAAAAAUUCCAUCAAAAUCUUUAAUUUGGAAAAAUAAGUUUCUAUUGAAAAAUGAACUGGAUGAUAUCCAAGAUGGUUUACCCCUCAUAACUGAUGGAUCAUUCCUUAGUCAACCAAAGAAUUUUGCAAAACUAAAAGAAGUACCAAAAUAUCAAUGCUUUACCAAAGAACAAAUCUGUUACUCCAAGAAAUUCCCCCUUGCUGAAGAAAGAUGGAAUAAGCUUCAGCUGUUAGAGUACACCUUACUGCAGCACCCAUUAGCUUUGUUCCCACACCUGGAAUUGUGUGUGGACAAGAAGGUGUUUCUGGAUAUUGUCAAACUGCUGGACCCAGAAAUGUAUAAUCCCCAAAGUCCUGAAGAAAUGGAAACUUCCACCAAGGACAUUACCGAGAUGAAGAUUAUUAAUCAGUUUGCCUCUAAUAUUAUUGAACCAAACUUGAAUGAAAACGCAAACCAUCAAAUGGAAGAACAGAAGAAACAACUGGGAAACAAAUCUUCUUUGGCUAAUUCUGUUCCAGUUGCCACUUCUAACAACGAUGGUGAAACAGUGCGUAACCCAUAUCGGUGGCUGACCACGAAAAACGAAGACAAAAACAAAGAACAAAAGAAAGGAGACAGAAUAUCAGAUGCACAUAAUGAUCAUGUGAAAAAUGUUAUCCAAGAAUUUUGUGAAUGGGUAUCAAGUCUUGGAGGAGACAACAGUAUUGAUGAGUCAACUAUUAAUGCACUUUUUAGCAAUGAUUAUGAAAAUAAACCAACUCUUUCUGUUCCAAUUGAAAUUGUUGACAUUUCUCAAGGUACACACCAUAACCUUGAUGUGUCAGAUAAAGUUUACCAAAACCAGAAACCUAUCCAAAACAAAAGAUUGAAACAUAGACCGGCUGCAAAACCAUUAACACUUCCUCCAUUAUCUCACAAGAACAGUAAAAAUCGCACAGAGCAAGUCUCACUAUUUCCAACUAAAAGACCAGUGUUUGGUGCCUGGUAUCUUCCAGUGAAGGCAUGGAAGAAAGAAGAUAAUGAAAACCAAUUAGAAGAUUCUAAAGAAUUACCAAGUGAAGAAUUAUCAGAGAGGAAAAAACUUAGUAUUAGUCUGAAUUCCAAACUGUCUUUGUUGUAUUGUUCACAAGCAUUUUUAGACUGGAUCAACAAUAGAGGAUACAGAAAACCAGAAUUCUUGAAGGAGAUUACACUUCUACAGCAACAAACCAAGUUAAAGAACGAAGAGCAAAGUGUUGAAAGAGAAAAAUCAUUGAAUUCCAAAACAAUCCAAAUGUAAACAGCUUUGAGAAAUUUCAGAUUCUUUCAAUUAUUUCAGAAAAGUUUUGUUUUUGUUCCUGAUAAAAGUAUUUUCUGGAAUUUUGUAGUAAAUUCAGCUCAAAGAUAUUUGAUUCAAAAUAAAGUUUCUAAGUGUUAAAUACAUGUUAAUGUUUAAUAGAA
Molecule: messenger RNA, 1629 nt
Organism: Octopus sinensis (East Asian common octopus)
Lineage: Eukaryota; Metazoa; Mollusca; Cephalopoda; Octopoda; Octopodidae
Product: protein FAM47E-like
Exons: 9
Coding region: 71-1468 (465 amino acids)
Source: RefSeq, a predicted model, not a curated record